GUUAUUUUUUUGGGUUUUUUGGUUAUGAAAAUUUACAUUUACUUUUACAUUUUACAUUUUUUCAAAUUAGAAACAGCAAAGUACGGGGUCAAAGUCUAAAAUAUUUAGGUCUACUUUGAACUUCACUUAUUUAUAUAUAUUUACGUUUAUUCGGUGUAAAUCUAAAUAGAUCAAAAUGGCUUUAAGUUCUGCAAGAAAUAUUGUAAAAAGUCCAAUUACUUUAGGACUUACGAAGCACCAAAGUAAUACUUUAAGGACAUUUUCAUUGGGUGUGCAGCUCAAACAAAAGAAGACUUUGACUCCAAAAAAUGGUCAGAAUAUUGUUUUAGUUGAUGGGGUUCGAACCCCUUUUUUGAUGUCCGGUACAGAUUAUUCAAAGCUCAUGCCGCAUGAGUUAGCCCAACAGGCACUUAGUGGCAUACUUAAAAAGACUGGUGUUCCAAAGGAGGUUAUUGAUUAUGUAAUAUAUGGCACUGUGAUGCAAGAAGUAAGAACUUCCAAUAUUGCACGAGAAGCUGCGCUAGCUGCAGGUUACAGUGACAAAACACCUGCACAUACUGUAACUAUGGCUUGUAUUUCAUCAAAUGUAGCAAUAACAUCAGCAAUUGGUCUAAUUAACAGUGGAAUUUAUGAUACUAUAGUUUGUGGAGGUGUAGAAUUUAUGUCUGACAUUCCUAUUAGACAUAGCAGAAAAAUGAGAGGCCUAUUAUUAAAGGCUAACAAGGCAAAAAAUCUUCAGCAGAGAUUAACUCUACUAUCUACUAUUCGGCCCGAUUUCUUUGCUCCAGAUUUACCAAGUAUUGCAGAAUUUUCGUCUGGAGAAACUAUGGGUCAUUCAGCAGAUAGAUUGGCUGCUGCUUUUGGAGCAAGUCGCAAAGAACAAGACGAUUUUGCAUUAAGAUCACAUAAAGCUGCUCAAGAGGCAUCUGAUAAAGGUUAUUUAACUGACAUCAUUCCAUUCCAAGUACCUGGAGUUGUCAAGCCCGUAGAAAAGGAUAAUGGUAUUCGUGUGUCAACUCCUGAAAAAUUAGCUUCGCUUAAACCGGCUUUUAUCAAACCCCACGGAACUAUCACAGCAGCUAAUGCUUCAUUUUUGACUGAUGGUGCUUCAGCUUGCAUUGUAACAACAGAAGAAAAAUGUAAACAACUAGGUCUCAAACCAAAAGCAUAUCUAAGAAAUUUCUUGUAUGUAUCACAAGACCCUAUUGACCAAUUGCUUCUUGGACCUGCUUAUGGUACACCCAGAAUUUUGGAAAGAGCUGGUUUGACACCCAAGGAAAUUGACGUUUGGGAAUUCCAUGAAGCUUUCGCUGGUCAAAUUCUGGCAAACUUGAAAGCUUUGGACAGUGACUGGUUUGCUCAAAAGUACAUGAAUAGGCAAUCAAAAGUAGGAGCUCCUGAUUUAAAUAAAUUCAACAACUGGGGAGGUUCUCUUUCAAUAGGCCAUCCAUUUGCUGCUACUGGUGUAAGACUAGCCAUGCACACAGCCAACAGAUUGGUAAGAGAAGAUGGUCAAUUUGGAUUAGUAGCUGCCUGUGCUGCAGGAGGACAAGGAGUAGCAAUGAUAUUGGAGAGACACCCUGAUGCUAGUCCCAACUAAUGUUAAUUUUAAGUAAUAUUUAUAUUAAAAGAUUAGGGCGAAAAUAUUUUUAUACAGUUAUUUUUUAAAAUUAUAUUACUAGAAUAAGUCUAAAAAAAU
Psylliodes chrysocephalus is the source of this 1699-nucleotide messenger RNA. Lineage: Eukaryota; Metazoa; Arthropoda; Insecta; Coleoptera; Chrysomelidae. The record is from the annotation of a GenBank genome assembly.